Molecule: messenger RNA, 1374 nt
Organism: Haemonchus placei
Lineage: Eukaryota; Metazoa; Nematoda; Chromadorea; Rhabditida; Trichostrongylidae
Source: the annotation of a GenBank genome assembly
AUGCUAGAAAGUAUGACUUCAACAAACCUUUAUGAAUUCUGGAUCCUUAUCAAAGUGAGCGAAACGCAUCUGAAUUGUUUGCUCGACCCUUUGUGGUAUCUCUGCGAUUCUCAACAGCGUUCUUCAGCUGCAUUUCAAGCUGACGGAACUCCUUUGCAACCUCAUUCAAGGUCCUAUAACACUCCAAAUACUCCGGGUACUCGUGUUGGAAAAGAGCAAAGUAUUUUUCAGCUUCUUGUACAUUUUUAAUCUCGCCGUAACUUUUAUCCCAAUCACACGAAGGUUGAGUAGGUGAUGAUAAACUACAGGGUGAGCUAAGACGUGACGAUGCCGUACUACCGCCCGAACGAGCAGCUAGCUUCUGAAGCAGUACACUUGUAGAAAAUACCCACCGCUUGAGAAUGUUCUACGUUCCAAAAACCGUGGCACAAAAAGGACCCCUACAAUUAGUCAAUACCAAAAGCAACUAGGCAACACUAACCUGAUUAUGUUGCGGAUGGUUAGUAGGAUCUUCUGGUGGACUAGCACUUUCUUGACGCGGCCGUUUCCCGUCGUUUGGACGCUGUUGAUUCGAUACCGGAACAUGAGCCUUACGCUUGUUUGCAGAUGGCACUUCAGGUUGGUGAGGAGGACUCCGAUUGAUCGAAGGUGUUUGUUCCCGGCUUCCAUUCAACACCGUGGUAUUCGGAUUUUUGGGUGGCGGUGUUUUCCGAAUCGGAGCUGACACAGCUGAGGCUGGUCUUGAAUUCGGUGGUGUUGGAAUGGCUUCAGGACUGACAGUCUGACCCGAUGAAUUAGAGCUCGAAGAUGAAUGACCCGGAGCCUGCAUACGUUCCAUGCCACUUUUCCGCAUUGGUGCGAAAGUAGUGCUUUUCGUUUGAGACGACGAUAAGCCUUGAGUGACCCGACGUACAUAGGCUUUUUCUUCUUGGUUAUACCAUAACCAUCGAGUAUCCACCUCACCAUAAAGCGAUGGCUUAAGAGUGAUUUUUGUCGAACCGCUACCAGACGGUUCAGACACUUCGCGUACAAUGUCUUCGACACGACGCUCAAUACCCGCUUCUUCAUUCAAUCCAUCUUUACGCAGUUGACGUAGGACUAGAUCGGCACCAGAAAAUUUUCCCAACACGACUAGCUGAAUUAUCCGCUGACGUAGCUUCUUCUUCCGCAACUCGCUAUUAAGGUGUUGCGUAGGCGUCGCUCGAGCUGUUCCCGAAGAUCCGCCAUUUUGUAAUGAAGCAUUGCCGUUGGUACCCGUAGAAUUGGCAAACUUGUUGGGACUGCUACGAGAGGAGGAACUGUCGAGUGUUCUCAGUAGAGGUGAGACAUUUUGUGAUGAAGAGGCUGAACCGAGACGUGGCGUACCCGUUUUAA